Molecule: messenger RNA, 1530 nt
Organism: Naegleria gruberi
Lineage: Eukaryota; Heterolobosea; Eutetramitea; Acrasida; Naegleriidae
Exons: 1
Coding region: 43-1512 (489 amino acids)
Molecular function (GO): nucleic acid binding
Source: RefSeq, a predicted model, not a curated record
AAAGAUCUUCAUCAAUUAAUUAUAUUAUUAAUAAUCAUCAAAAUGCCAGCCAAUGUCGGAACUAGAAGAAAAUUGAAUCCAAAUCUUAAGAAGGGAUAUGUAGCUCCACCAGUUGAAGAUCAUAUCAUCAUUGAAGAGGAUCAAAAGCAAAAAUCACAACAACAACAACCUGUAAAAACAAAGAAGCAACAACAACCAAUUGCUAAUACUUCAUCACCAGCAACCACUACUACCACUAACAAGGUUGUUACCAAUGCAAAUGUACCAACAACAACAACAACAACAGCACCAAAAGCAAAGAAUGUAAAAUCAUCAUCAGAAUCACGUUUUGAAAAGUACGAAAAACAACAUGAAGCCUUCAUCAAGCAAAUGGAAACAUUCAUGAAGUCCUUCCUUGAUUUUGAAAAGGAGAGAUUGGCCUUCAUGAAAGAACAAUUCGGAUCAAAGAGUGUUGGCACAACCACCACUACACAAACAACUGUGGCCAACAAUAAGAAGGAUAACAAGACAAUUACAGCCACAACAACAACUACACCAACAAAAACUACAACUCCUCCUCCAACUAACACAACUGUUAAAACAACAACAGCAACAGCAGCAACUACUACUCCUAAGAAAAAGACAACAGAACCAACCACAACUCCACAAAAUAAUACCAAUGUAACAUCACCAAAAUCAACCAAGAAUGAAGCAGCAAAGAAUAAGGAUCCUGCUGUUGAUGCUUCUCCAACUAAGCAACAAACCAAGAAGGCAACAACUACUACUAGCCCUACCACUACUGCCACUACCACCACUACAACUGUACCAACAAAGAUUAGAGAAUUGACUGUAACAAAAGAUGAAAUUUUUGAUAAUCUCAAAGUUGUCUAUGUGAGUGGUGAAAACAUCAAGGCAAUUGCCGAGGCUAAUAAGGUAUUCGAUACUUUGGAAAAGAAGGAUGCUGUAUAUGGAUUUGACAUUUUGUGGAAUGCAAAGGAGGAAAAGACAAUUAACGAAAGCCCAACCGAAACUCACAUCCUUGUACCAAUCAGACUCAUCUUAUUGGCUAAUCAUGACACUGUCUUUGUUUAUAGACCUCCAACUGCCGAAGAGAUGCUUGCUGAAAAGAUUGAUAGACCUCUCCCAGUAGCUCUUUACAAAAUUCUCACUCAAAAUCAAUGUGUCAAGGUUUCAUUUAAUGCUAUUGAAAAGGUCAACUACUUGUACCAUAAUUUGAACACUACCUAUGUUAGUCAUGUAUCUGAUAUCAACUCCCUUUUCGUGAAGGAACCAUAUGGUUCUGCAUUGGAUAUGUUAAGUAAGGAAUUGGAAUUACCAACAGAACAAGUUUCCAAAGAGCUCAAAAUGAGACAUAAUAUUAAUUAUAGCAAGGAGCUCAGUAAUGGCCAACUUGUCACAGUUGCCAAGAGAUGUUGGUUGGAAUUAAGACUUGUUGAAAAAUUCUCUGAAAAACAAAAAACCAAGACAAAUCUAUUUGACUUUGUGACCAAAAACAUGAAAAUUGAAGAUUAAAUUUUUACUUUUUCCUAC